AUGGAGAAUUAUGACGAAGAGCUGUAUGACAACGUCUUUUACAAAACGCUUCAGCAACAACAUUCCAAUCUCUUAGAAAUUGUGUCAGAGUCCAGUUGGAUGGUGCUGAUCCCCUGCCAGCCCUCCUUGGACUCCAUGAUGUGGACAUCACCAGAUUGCAUCAGUCAGGACGAUGUUGAGUCUCAUGUUGUCAGAGCUCAGGAAGACGAGCCAUCCGAAUUUUAUACUUUCAAUAAAAAAGAGCUGACCAUCAAGUCAGGCCAUGUAACCACUGGCAAGGGCUUUGAGGCAGCCAAACAAUUGAAAAGGACCAAGAAAUCAGUAGACAGCAAGCCAAUGUUUAUGACAUUUGAAGAUAGCUGCCAAUUAUUGUGGGGAUUUCCCAAUGGCUCCAAGGUUAAAACAUUCUUACAGAAUGCAGUAGACCAGCUGAUUAAGACAUUACAAGAUUACAACAACACCAUCUGCAACUACUACCACAAUAACAGCAGCUGCAACAACAACAAUCUAAAUAGUAACAACAACAAUAAUAAUAAUAAUAACAACAACAAUAAUGAUAAUAAUAACAAUGGAAGUUAUAGCUACAAUGUCGAUUCCAUUUACGAAGUUUCAGACCCAUAUAUUAAUGACCUUAUAAAGAAGGUCCAGUACAUGUACGAUGCGAUGAUGAGGUACCUGACGAAAGUCUUUCAAGCCACGUACAUGAUGCAUAGAAUCAACAGAGUCCUGAUGAGAAUAGUCUCCACGACAACCAGAGGCAAAGAUCGUACAUUGAACAAGAUAACAAGAAAUCUUACCAAAAAAAUUGAACUAAGACAUCUGGGUAUUAGCUCUUUCAAUAGGUUCAGCUUGGAUCGUGCUCGCAACUUGCUGUCAAGUUUUUGUCGCCUGCCCUCACCGCCCUCCAAGAUAUACCAGCUGAAGAAGGUCUUCUACUCACUUAUGUACUCAACCCCGUCCUCUACGGAGGCCACCAUGAUUCAGACAGCGGCCGAUACAACAGCAGCAGAAGCUGUGACGUCAUCAUCGACAACGACAGCAACCGUAACGACAGAUGACCUGAUUUGCAUCCUGUCCUACCUCAUCGUCCAAUCAAAUGUGUCGUGCUGGUGGGCCCACUUGACCUUUAUCAGAAAGUUCUGCCUCUCAGAGGUCAAGGCACCAAUUUUUGACCACACCGACAAACACGUGACUGAGAACAACACUGCAUUCAUCCAAGAGUUCUUCAAAAGCGUCAUAGCCAACGACGUGGCUGCUCUGAAGUUUAUGGAACUGAAACUCGAAACUGAGAUGGCGAAUAACGCCAGGAAAACCCUGCAACCUGAAACUGAAGAUGGGAUGAUCUCCGAGAGGCUAACGUUGGAUCAGAAGUGCCAUCCUCUUUGUUCGUGUUCGCGCUGUUCACUCAUCGACGAACAGGUGAACAAGUGGAACGAUGAACAUGACAGUUGUGAAACUUCCGUCAAGAAGGCAGCUCACGUGUUUAACAGCGCUGGAUAUAAUGCCCUGCACAUCGCCAGUUUCCUUGGUUACCACGACGCUGUUGACUGGUUGCUUAGCAACGGAUCCAACAUUGACGAGCUGACGUACGAUGGUUAUACGUCACUUCAUCUGGCAGCUAUGAGAGGGUUCCAAGUUGUAGUGGUGUUGUUGUUGAGCCAUGGUGCUGAUGUGACGAUCGUUGAUAGGAACAACAACACAGCUCUCCACUUGGCUGCUCUCAACGGCCAUUUUGAGUGUAUUAAGGCUCUGAUAUUUGUCGACCAAUCGGUUAAGAGGUUAAAUUUAAAUGCAACCAAUGAGCAUUCAGCAACAGCUUUACAUCUGGCCGCUAAAUGGGGUUAUGGUGAGUAG
This is a messenger RNA of Helobdella robusta, 1854 nucleotides long. RefSeq lists its product as hypothetical. The record is from RefSeq and is a predicted model, not a curated record. Gene Ontology annotation, biological process: neuron projection morphogenesis; early endosome to late endosome transport. NCBI's taxonomy places the organism in Eukaryota, Metazoa, Annelida, Clitellata, Rhynchobdellida, Glossiphoniidae. The transcript has 14 exons. The coding region runs from base 1 to 1854 and encodes 617 amino acids. Gene Ontology annotation, cellular component: transport vesicle; late endosome; plasma membrane. Gene Ontology annotation, molecular function: guanyl-nucleotide exchange factor activity; SNARE binding.